This is a messenger RNA of Durusdinium trenchii, 1882 nucleotides long. Lineage: Eukaryota; Dinophyceae; Suessiales; Symbiodiniaceae. The record is from the annotation of a GenBank genome assembly.
GGAAAAGGGGGAAGCGCGCUUCGGCUGAAAGUUUCAGGAUCUUGGGAUAGCUUAGAACUAUUCAGGACCUUAGGAUCUAAGCAUACUAGACGGUGCUUGCACUUGACAAAUUUGGUGGCCAGUUCUUUGGAUGGAGAGAAGGCAGGGCUCUCGUACUUCAGGUUUAUGACUUCCUCAAGACUCUAGAUGUGUGCAGUUUCACAUUUCACUCAAAACUGUUGUCACAAUGACAUCAUGAAAGCCGAGUCUGAAGUUUGCAAUGAGCAAAGACCUUAGCCAGGAGGUUCUACAGCAACGCUUCAAGAUCUCCAGAGAUCAAGUUUUGGGUGAAGGAAGCUUUGCAGUGGUAUACAGAGGGCUGGAUACGGAGGCCUUGAAAAAUGUGGCAGUGAAAGUGUACAAAGACGUGGAUGAGGAAACACUUGCCAGUUACAAGAAGAGCAUCAACGUUUUGCUUGCCAUUCAGAAUGGGACGAAGAUCGUGGAUGAUGAGAAUCCCAAGUCUGAAGUAGUGAGCGAAGUCGGUGAUGCCGAAGAGGGAGCUCUUGAAGCAGCACAGGACAAUGAAUGGGCGGAGAGGUCAACCGACUGGGCAGAAUUUGCCACACGCUCCUUCGAUCCGCGCAUGGUUGAACUGCCCACUGCUGUGCGGCGCCGCUCCUCCAGAGGUGAACUGAUGAGGAAGAUAGACUUUUCUUCUUGUUUUGUCUCUGUGAUCAGCUACUCGAAAGAUUCCAACGGCAAGCCUGGGCUUGAUAUCGAAUCAGAGUCGUUAUUCAUUGUGUUUGAGCUUGGCAUGGAAUCACUAGAGGAUCGGCUGAUCCGAUAUGGGGACAAGGGUCGACAGCUAACUGCCGACGAACACCGCUCACUACAGUGGGCCUUAGUUUCAAUUGUUUUUGGUUUGCAUACGAUGGGGUAUGUGCACUUGGACAUCAAGCCGGCCAACAUUGUUUGCUUCGAGCUUGAGCACAAGAAGGAGCAAUGGAAGCUUAUAGAUUUGGAUGGUGCAUUGUGCACUGGAACCGAAGUGCGUUUAAGCGAAGUCGUUGCAACGUUGCAAUAUUUGUCGCCCGAGCUGGCCAGUACGUUUCUGGGCAUGCAGGCCUCAAGGGAUAGAUUUGGACGGCCUCGUCGAGGUGAUGAUGAUGAUGCUCCAGUGAAGCUCUCUCGGCUGAUGGACAUUUGGAGUGUGGGGAUGUGCGCGAUGGAGGCGAUUUUCUUUAUCCCGAUCCUCAAACCUUGGUAUGACGAGUGGUUGGAAGAAACAGGUAGCGAAGACAAGUUUUUGAGAUGGCUGGCAGACACGAAAGAACAGAUAAUCACAGGAGACAUGCGGGAUGCUCUCCAAGAAAUUGAUACAGACAUGUGCAACCUUCUAGAGGGCAUGCUGGAGAAGGACCCUGAGAAGCGCUUCAGCAUCAUCGAGUGUAUCAAUCACUAUUUUUUCCAGAAGAUCCGCCAUACGCACCUGGAGGACCUCGCGGGAAUCCUGGAAGCCUCGGAUUUUGGCGAAGACUCCUCUCCUGGCGGAAAGUCUGCAAAGUCACCCAAAGCCCGGUCUGAGACGUUGCCAACGGAAUUGCAGCGGCCAAUCUCAGAGAUUGAAGCGAAGGAGCAACAGCGCAGGGCCUCCCGGGCGUGCGAGAUCAUGUAGUGGAGCGCCUUUGCCGAUCCUUCACCUUCGCCAAUCCAGUUUUCAUGCACUCAAAGAAGGUGCUGAUUUUGUUUUCAUUUUAAAAUGUCACGGAGAAACUCUGAGCCUCACAGCUCACCCUCUGUAGAAAUCGGACCUUACCUCAGGCAAGGCCAUAUUUAGAGGCAACGCGCAAGGGGGUUCUUGUGGUCAAGGAUGUACGUGCAAGAGCAAGGUUCUUCCCUC